CGUGACCGUGCAGCGCGGGAACGUGCGCGGUGUUGCGGGGCGCUCUGACCUCUGACCCCGCGCUGACCUCCGACCCCGCCCACGGGGGCGCUCCGGGCCGCGCGAUGAGGCGGCAGGAAGCGAAGGCGGGAAAUCAGCAGGUGGGGGCGGGGCUCGGGGGGCUCCGUGGGUCCCUAUGGGGUCGAUAUGGGAUCUCUAUGGGGCUCCGUGAGUCCCUGUGGGGUCUAUAUGGGAUCUCUAUGGGCUCCGCGGGUCCCUAUGGGGUCGAUAUGGGAUCUCUAUGGGGCUCCGUGGGUUCCUAUGGGGUCUAUAUGGGAUCUCUAUGGGGCUCCGUGGGUCCCUAUGGGGUCGAUAUGGGAUCUUUAUGGGGCUCUGUUGGUCCCUAUGGAGUCUAUAUGGGGCUCCGUGAGUCCCUAUGGGGUCUAUAUGGGACCUCUAUGGGGCUCUGUGGGUCCCUAUAGAGUAUAUAUGGGGCUCCGUGAGUCCCUAUGGGGUCUAUAAGGGAUCCCUAUGGGGCUCCGUGGGUCCCUAUGGGGUCGAUAUGGGAUCUCUAUGGGGCUCUGUGGGUCCCUAUGGAGUCUAUAUGGGGCUCCGCGGGUCCCUAUGGGGUCUUUAUGGGACCUCUAUGGGGCUCCGUGGGUCCCUAUGGAGUCUAUAUGGGAUCUCUAUGGGGCUCCGCGGGUCCCUAUGGGGUCUAUAUGAGAUCUCUAUGGGGUUCCGUGGGUCCCUAUGGGGUCUAUAUUGGGCUCUGUGAGUCCCUAUGGGGUCUAUAUGGAAUCUCUAUGGGCUCCGUGGCUCCCUAUGGGGUCGAUAUGGGAUCUCUAUGGGCUCCGUGGGUCCCUAUGGGGUCGAUAUGGGAUCUCUAUGGGGCUCCGUGGGUCCCUAUGGGGUCGAUAUGGGAUCUCUAUGGGCUCCGUGGGUCCCUAUGGGGUCGAUAUGGGAUCUCUAUGGGCUCCGCGGGUCCCUAUGGGGUUUAUAAGGAAUCUCUGUGGGGCUCCGUGGGUCCCUAUGGAGUCUAUAUGGGAUCUCUAUGGGCUCCGUGGGUCCCUAUGAGGUCUAUAAGGAAUCUCUGUGGGGCUCCGUGGGUCCCUAUGGAGUGUAUAUGGGAUCUCUAUGGGCUCCGUGGGUCCCUAUGGGGUCUAUAAGGGAUCCCUAUGGGCUCCGUGGGUCCCUAUGGGGUCGAUAUGGGAUCCCUAUAGGCUCUCUGUGGAUUAGUGUGGGUGUCUAUGGGAUCCCUGUGGGGUCUCUCUGGGUUUCAAUGGGUCUCUGUGGGGUCUAUAUGGGUUAUGAUGGAGUUUCUGUGGGUCAUUAUGGGGUUUCUGUGGGUCCCUGUGGGGCUCCGUGGGCCUCUGCGAGUCACUAUGGGAUCUCUAUGGGUCCCUAUGGGGUCCGUACGGGCUCUCUGUGGGGUCCCUAUAGGUGUGCGCACCCCAAGGCGCUCUCUCUGUGUCACCCCGCAGCCCACAGCGCCCCCAAGCGGCGGGGAGGAGCAGCUGGGCGGCAGCUGCAGGCACACCCAGCAGCUCCUCUCGCUGCUCCUCGAUGGGCCCCGCGGUGCCGCCGCCUUCCGGCCCCUCCCCCCGCUCCCCCCGCCCCCCCGGGACGUCGUGGAGCUGCCCCUCCCCCAGCGCAGCAGAGCCCCCCCCUCAGUGCAGGACCUGCAGCGGGAGCUGGACGCGGUGACGCACCGAUUGGAGCAGCUGCGGGCACAGCGCCCCCCAGCUGCGCCCCCCCCCACGCCCCCCCUGGCGCUGCCCCAUAGGGACACAGCGGCGCUCCUCACAGCUUUUGAGGCCACGGAGCUGAGGGGGCCCCGGGGGGGGCGCGACCCCCAACUGUGCCCCAUAGGGAGCGCCGCCCCCAACGCCUGCACUGCUCUGCGCCACCUGGGGAAGCACAUGGAGGCACUGCGACGGCUGCAGGCGGCGGCGGAGGCAGCACUGAGGAUGGAGGGGGAGCGGAAGGAGUGGGAAUCGCGGAUGGAGGCCCUACAGCAGUGCCACCGGCUGCCCCCCACGUAGCUCACCCCAUACAUCAGUGCCCCACACAUCGCCCCACAGAUCAGCGCCCCAUACAUCACCCCACAGAUCGGCGCCCCACACAUCACCCCACGGAUCAUUGCCCUACAGAUCAUCACCCCCCACUCAGCCCCACACAGUGCCCCACAGAUCGCUGCCCCAUGGAUUGCUGCCCCACACUGUGCCCCAUGGAUCAGUGCCCCACACAUCGCUGCCCCACAGAUGCCCACCCCACACGUUGCCCCACAGAUCAGUGUUCCAUAGAACAUCAUCCCACACAUUCCUGCCCCACAGAUCAGUGCCCCAUAGAGCAUCACCCCACACAUUCCUGGCCCACAGAUGCUCCCCCUACAGUGCCCCACAGAUCACUGCCCCACAGAUCAGUGCCCCACACUGCUCUACACAUUCCUGCCCCACAGAUCAGUGCCCCAUAGAUCAUCACCCCACACAUUCCUGCCCCACAGAUGCCCACCCUACAGUGCCCCACAGAGCAUCACCCCACACGAUGCCCCACAGUUCGGUGCCCCACACAUUCCCACCCCACACCGUGCCCCCCACCCCCCCCCCAAUAAAGGGCGUUCCCCCCAGCCCAGCCCCCCCCAUGGCGGUGUCGGUGUGGGGGGGCCGGGGGGGGCCGCGCACUUCGGGCCCUAUA
Gallus gallus (chicken) is the source of this 2673-nucleotide messenger RNA. Its product is annotated as vegetative cell wall protein gp1-like. NCBI's taxonomy places the organism in Eukaryota, Metazoa, Chordata, Aves, Galliformes, Phasianidae. The coding region runs from base 1227 to 2021 and encodes 264 amino acids. The record is from RefSeq and is a predicted model, not a curated record. The transcript has 6 exons.